Molecule: messenger RNA, 1919 nt
Organism: Camellia sinensis
Lineage: Eukaryota; Viridiplantae; Streptophyta; Magnoliopsida; Ericales; Theaceae
Product: protein psi1
Cellular component (GO): cytosol
Molecular function (GO): protein-folding chaperone binding
Source: RefSeq, a predicted model, not a curated record
UCCAAAUUUGGUUAACCACGAAUUUUUCCGGACUUAAUGCAUAAUUUUCUCUCUUUCUCACUCUCUUUCUCUCUCUCUCUUUCUCCGUGGUAGAUCAUGCGAGUUCACCAUUGCAGGACCUAUGCAACAUGUUUGGCAUCCUAAUUAGAAGAAUCCAUCUCCUAACAUUCCAAUCCGAAUCCAAAUUCGAAGUCGAAGAUAAUCUUUAAUCAAUCGAUGAGUCAUACAAGGCAUUGAACGAUAAAAACUGAGGAAGGAGAAGGAAGAGCCAUGAAUGGAGUCCAUGACUUCAAAAACAACGGCGGCGCAACACAAGCCGAUGAUUAUCCAUCUCCCAGAGUUUUCUUCAGGAAUCGGAGCUUUGAUAAUUACUAUACCUCCAAUCUCUCUCCCUUAUCAGGAAGCUCAAGUUCUACUACUUUCUCAAGAAGCCCUUCUCUCUCAAGAACUUCAAGCCUCAGUAGCCGUACCCCGAUUCCCGCGUCAGCUUCAGCCAGCCGCCUCUUAAGAAGCGUGAGCCGCAAAAACAUCGAUGCAGCUGCUGCUGCAGCAUCUGCAGCCUCUCCUGCCCGAGGAGGCGCUUCGCUCUCAAGGAGUUCGAGCCGGAAGGUUUCCUCCACAACAAAUGGCUUUCCUGUAGCUCUACCUGCAGGUUCUCUCCCAAGGAGACUGAACCGAACUGGCUCGAUGCCAACUAUGUAUUCGAGCUUGUUCGGGUUGAUAAAACCGCCGGCUAUUGAGAAGAAUCUCGAGUGCACACUUGAAGAGUUGUGCUUGGGAUGCAUAAAGAGGAUGUUGAUCACAAGAGACGUUGUAACCAACAAUGGGAAAAUAGUAAAAGAGGAGGAAAUGCUAAUAAUCAAAGUGAAGCCGGGAUGGAGGAAAGGAAUGAAGGUUACAUUCGAAGGGAUGGGGAAUGAGACACCAGGAACUCACCCAGCCGAUAUAAUUUUUGUGAUUGUGGAGAAGAGACACCCGUUGUUUACCACAAAAGGCGAUGAUUUGGAGUUGUCCGUAGAAAUAACUCUGCUAAAUGCUCUUAUCGGUUGUACCCUUUCGAUCCCUUUAUUAGGUGGGGAGAAUAUGAGUUUGACCAUCGACGAUAUCAUACAGCCUGGCUAUGAAAAGAUCAUUGUAGGCCAGGGCAUGUCAAAGUCGAAAGAGCAACGAAACAGAGGAAACUUGAUAAUAAAAUUCGUAGUCAAGUUUCCAACAGAGCUGACUGACGAACAACGAACCAAUGUUUUUAGUCUUUUACAGGAUUCGUGUUGAUUGCUAAAUUUGUUCGUCUUUUACACAUUUUUCAUCAACAGUUUUGUAGCUUGACAAUCAAUGACAUCAUAUGACUUAGCUAACAAAAAAAAAAAUUCAUUGCAAGGAGGGCAUGCCAAAGUCAAAAGAGCAAGAAAAGAGAGGAAACUUGAUUGACAAAGGAACAAUGGGCUGAAGUUUUAUGUAGUUUACAGGAAUGUGUUGAUUCUGAAAUUUGUUCUUAUUUUCACAUAUUUUUCAUCAACAGUUUUGUAGCUUGACAAUUGGAGAUAUCAUACAGUCUAGCUAUGAAAAGAUCAUUGCGGGCAGGGCAUGCCAAAGUCGAAAGAGCACGAGAACAGAGGAAACUUAAUAUCAAAUUCCUAGUUGAGUUUCCAACAGAGUUGACAGACGGACAGUGAGCAGAUUUUUUUGGUAUUUUACAGGAGUGUUGAUCGUGAAACUUGUUCCACCUUUACAUGCUUUUAUCAACAUUUUUGUACUCGUGUAUUGUCAUGGAUUAUAGGCCUGCUAAACCUAGGAAAAUCAAAUAUUUCUCUGUAAAAAUGAAAGUAGAAGCUUCUUAAUAUAGUCUAGUGAUUGAUGUAUUAGAGUUUUAACUGGUGCUUGAAUGACACCAAUAAACUAUGGUUUAGCAUUUUCAGUUA